CAAAAGUGGGUAUACAAAAUACAAAUAUUACCAAUACAGCAAGACCUGUCUCACUUCAAUACAAUCAGACCUUUCUCUACAAACCCAAAACUCUGCGAUCAUGGUUCUCGAGGCGACUAUGAUAUGCGUCGACAACUCAGAAUGGAUGCGAAACGGUGAUUACUCACCUUCUCGAUUCCAAGCUCAAGCUGAUGCUAUCAAUCUCAUCUGUGGUGCCAAAACCCAGGCCAAUCCGGAAAACACAGUUGGGGUGUUGACAAUGGCGGGCAAAGGGGUUCGUGUAUUGGCUACACCCACUUCUGAUCUCGGCAGGAUUUUGGCUUGCAUGCACGGUCUGGAAAUGGGGGGAGAGAUGAACAUAACAUCUGCGAUCCAGGUUGCUCAGUUGGCUCUUAAGCAUCGACAAAACAAAAAUCAACAGCAAAGGAUCAUAGUUUUUGCUGGAAGUCCUGUCAAAUAUGAAAAGAAGGUUUUAGAAAUGAUUGGGAAGAAAUUGAAGAAGAACAGUGUUGCUCUUGAUAUCAUCGAUUUUGGAGAAGAUGAUGAUGAUGAUGGAAAGCCAGAGAAGCUGGAGGCCCUUCUUUCUGCUGUUAACAAUAAUGACAGCAGUCAUUUAGUACAUGUUCCUCCUGGUCCAGAUGCUCUCUCUGAUGUUCUUAUAAGUUCACCUGUAUUCACCGGUGAUGGAGAAGGAGGAAGUGGCUUUGCAGUGGCGGCUGCAGCAGCUACUGCUGCUGCUAUCGGUGGUUCUUCCGGCUAUGAUUUUGAUGUAGAUCCUAACAUAGAUCCGGAGCUUGCUCUUGCUCUGAGAGUUUCUAUGGAAGAGGAAAGGGCAAGGCAAGAAGCUGCUGCCAAAAGAUCGGCUGACGAAGCUAGUAGACAAGGAGAGGAACCACCAUCCAAAUCUGAGGAUGUAAUUAUGACAGAAAGUGGUGAUGUUUCAGUUCCGAACGAGGAUAAGAAACCUACUAAUGAUAUGGUUGACGAGAACGACUUGCUAAAGCAGGCCCUUGCAAUGUCAAUGAAUAUGUCUGGAUCUGGUAAUUCAGCAGGUGAUGCUGAGAUGUCGGAGGCAACUAGUGCAGAUCCGGAGCUGGCUCUAGCUCUUCAAAUGUCCAUGCAGGACAGUGCAGGUGAACCAUCAUCCCAGUCAGAUGUGAACAAGGUGUUGGAGGACCAGUCCUUUCUUUCAUCUAUCCUUGAAUCUCUUCCAGGAGUUGACCCUAAUGAUCCUUCAGUGAAAGAGCUUCUUGCAUCUCUGAAGAAUCAGUCCAAAGAAAAGGAUGAAGGAGGUCCAUCAAAGGAGGACAAGUGAAGAUGUGGUACCUUGUUUGCUUUAAGCCUUGUUGAUUUAUCUAGAAACAUUUGGUUAUUCUGUUGCUGAUAAAGAGAUAUCUUUAGUGCUCUCCUAUUUAUUUUGGGAAGAUGAUACAAGAACAGAUGCAGAAUAGGAUUUUUAGAGAUUAUUAGAAGUUAAUGAAAUUAUGCUGCAUUUCCACUCAUGUUGCAUGGAAUGUAAGCAAUAGCAUGAACUCCGCCAAACUCAUGUCAUAUUUAAGUUAUUUUAUUGAGGUAAAGUCUUGUUCACUCUUUCAAUAC
Messenger RNA from Fragaria vesca subsp. vesca, 1599 nucleotides. RefSeq names its product 26S proteasome non-ATPase regulatory subunit 4-like. Lineage: Eukaryota; Viridiplantae; Streptophyta; Magnoliopsida; Rosales; Rosaceae. Gene Ontology annotation, biological process: proteasome-mediated ubiquitin-dependent protein catabolic process. The transcript is spliced from 9 exons. Gene Ontology annotation, molecular function: polyubiquitin modification-dependent protein binding. Gene Ontology annotation, cellular component: proteasome regulatory particle, base subcomplex; nucleus; cytosol. The record is from RefSeq and is a predicted model, not a curated record. The coding region runs from base 101 to 1315 and encodes 404 amino acids.